This is a messenger RNA of Cuscuta epithymum, 1106 nucleotides long. NCBI's taxonomy places the organism in Eukaryota, Viridiplantae, Streptophyta, Magnoliopsida, Solanales, Convolvulaceae. The record is from the annotation of a GenBank genome assembly.
ACCUAGUCUAUUUUCGCACAAUAAGGGAGUGAUGUUUCUCUCCCUCCAUAAGUGAAGUUAUACUCGACCAAAUAAUGUGAAUGAAGUGUCCCUGGAUAGACUUUGAAGUCUACUUUCAUUAUUGAAUGGUUUCUGAUCAAGAAUAGAGAGUUUUACCGACAAUAACCGAGGUUGAGUGAACCGCUGCGUACAAACUCGAGCAGUGGGAGUGUUGGUAUUGUUUGGUUCAUAUCUCGAGUUAUACUAAUACAAAUAAGUCGUAUAAGAUACCAAAAGAAAGAUCUCAAGACUAGGAAUCCGUGAAGGUCUGUUUUGCAUCAAUCGGAGUAGUGGAAGGCUUCCAAAUCGUCCGGACAAAACACAAUCUUGCAGAAACAGAUUUACUCUUCUAAAGAAAGAGUUCGCCGGAAAACACCCAUUCUAGGGGCUGUUUUCUUAUCGACGUUUAGGGUUUGAGCUAGCACUUUGAGGAGGCUGUUUAACACUCAUAUUUAAGCAAGGAACCGGUUCUUAAUCCACCUUGACCGAAGCUUUGACCAUUGGAUCAAGAAGGAAAAGUUUAAAGCUCAAUUAAGGUGAGGAUCAACCGAAGAGGGGUGUGAAGCAAGGGGACCCUCUAUCUCCCUUUCUUUUCAUAAUUGCAUCAGAAGGCUUUUCUAAGGGGUUGAAUCACAAAAUGAUGGAAGGAAGUAUAAAACCUUUUUGGAUGGGGAACAUUGGAUAUCCAAUUACUCACCUGGGGUUUGCAGAUGAUCUAUUGAUAUUCCUUAAUGGGGGAUCCAGGUCUUUGGUGAAUUUUAAAAAGUUCAUUACAGAUUAUCAGUCAGCCUCAGGUCAGACAGUAAACCUUCAAAAGAGCUCUUUUAUAUGUGGCAAAUCAGCCUUGGGCAGAAUUAAUAUUAUUAGAGAUAUGCUGGGAAUGAGGAAAACUGAGUUGCCUAUGAAAUACCUGGGGGUGAAUUUACAUAAGGGGGUUAAUAGAUUCAAGUUCUGUGAAAAGAUUAUAAACCAGUUUGAUGAGAAGCUUUCUUCUUGGAAGCAAAAGAACCUCUCUCAGGGGGGAGGUUAGUUUUGAUAAAACAUGUCCUUAAUUCUAUACCUUUACA